Molecule: messenger RNA, 1170 nt
Organism: Auxenochlorella protothecoides
Lineage: Eukaryota; Viridiplantae; Chlorophyta; Trebouxiophyceae; Chlorellales; Chlorellaceae
Exons: 4
Coding region: 1-1170 (389 amino acids)
Source: RefSeq, a predicted model, not a curated record
AUGGUGUACGCGCCUCAUCCCUUCUUCAACGCAAGGAACUUGCUGGAGCAGCAGACCCUGACAACCUUCAUCAAGAACCUGAACGGUUUAGCGGGCCCCCUGAAGGGGCGUCAGAAGCCCCCGCACCUGGUGCAAUUCACGACACAGACGACCGUGGGCCAGGCGCUCAGGGAACUGGCGGCGUACAACAUCCUCGGCGCACCCGUCAUCGAUGCGGCGACGGGGGAGUACGCCGGCAUCAUUGAUGUCGGGAACAUCCUGGGGGCGCUGGUCGAGGACCUGGCCGGGGACAGGGACAUGAGCCAGCUCCCCGACGACGAGUUUGUGGCAGCCCAGCCCCGGUUGUCAGGCCCAGAGCUGCAGCGAGUGGGCGAUGCCUUCACCGCCAAGACCCUCGGCCGGCUCCUGCACAGCGGCGAGCUGUGGUUCAAGGGCGAUGCUGAGUCGACGCUGCUGGAGGUGGUCAACGCCGGCUUCAAGGUGCGGCUGGCGGCGGGCCCUGGCGGGUCGCUGGCCGGCGCGCCGGCGCUGACGCCGGUGCACCACCGAGUGGCGGUCUUCGACAUCCUGCCCGGGGAGGAGACCCCCGACGGCCCCGUCCCCGCCUGGCGCAUCACCGACAUCGUGUCCCAGACCGACGUGGUGCGCUUCCUGGCCGCCAACCUGGCGCGCCUGGACUCCGCCUUUGACGCCAGCGUGUCGCUGCUGGGCCUGGUGCAGGGCCCCGGCGCGGUGCGCACGCUGCCCGCCGACGCGCCGACGCUGGCGGCCUUCGCCUACAUGCACCGCCAUGCGCUGUCCGGCCUGGGGGUCACCGAUCCAGGCACGGGCGUGCUGGUGGGCAACCUGUCCAUGUCCGACCUGCGUGGCAUCACGGCCGCGCGCUUCGACACCCUGGCCCUGCCCGUGGGCGCCUUCCUGCUGCGCCGCGCAGGGCGGGGCGUGGACUGGGGCCGUGACGCGGGCGCGCCGCCCACGGGCGAGCCCGCGGAGUGGAGCCCCGAGCUGCAGCGCCGCGCGCUGGUGGCCGUGCCGCGCGACACCCCCCUGCGCGAGGUCCUGCACCUGCUCGUCCGCCACUCCAAGCACCGCGCCUACGUGCGGGACGAGGCGGGGCGGGCGGUGGGCGUGGUCACGCCCACCGACCUCCUGCGCUGCAUUGCGGGCUGA